Budorcas taxicolor (takin) is the source of this 594-nucleotide messenger RNA. Its product is annotated as NKG2-A/NKG2-B type II integral membrane protein-like. Lineage: Eukaryota; Metazoa; Chordata; Mammalia; Artiodactyla; Bovidae. The record is from RefSeq and is a predicted model, not a curated record. Gene Ontology annotation, biological process: positive regulation of natural killer cell mediated cytotoxicity; stimulatory C-type lectin receptor signaling pathway. Bases 1 to 594 code for a protein of 197 amino acids. The transcript has 6 exons.
AUGAAGAACCAAAAGGAAAACUACUCAGAACCGAGUCUGGUUAAGGAUACCAGGAGACAGCAUAUGAGAGAUUCACCAUCAGCUCGAGAGAAGCUCUUUGUUGUGAUCCUGGGAAUCAUCUGUAUUGCCUUGAUGUAUACAAUAGUGAGAGUGGUAACUUUUAUUCCACGUACCCAAAUAUCAGAACAGAAUAAGUCCUCUCUGGUAACAAAGCUCCAUAAAGAAUGUCAUUGUGGUCAUUGCCCAAAAGACUGGCUUACAUAUUCCAACAAUUGCUAUUAUACUAGUCUGGAAAAAAAAUCGUGGAAUGAGAGCUUGAUAUCCUGUGCUACUAAGAAUUCUACUCUGCUUUAUAUAGAUAAUGAAGAGGAAAUGGAAUUUCUGAUGUCCCUAUCACUUAUAUCGUGGAUUCAAGUCUCUCGUGAAGGCCGCGGUCGUCCUUGGAUGUGGCUAAAUGGUUCAACUUGCAAACUACAGAUAACAGACUAUUUACCUGGUGAACAAAACUGUGCUGUACAAUCUGAAUGGGGCAUAAGAGCAGAAGACUGUCAGUUUCCAAAUGCAUAUCAUUGCAAGCACAAGCUUGAGAAUUAA